UUUACUGCUCUGCUGACUGUGGGAAGUGAGCGUCUCUUUUCACUUGUGGCUUUUAAGUGUCCCUGCAGCACUGUGAAUAUGGUCUGUGGGGUGAUUUUCCUUUUGACUCCUGCCUGGUUGUUACUGAUCCUUGGAUUCUUUGUGAACAAAAGGUCGUGGAAACUCUUCACAUGCUGCUGUGUGAAUCCCAAGAAAAUGUUCCCCAGAGGCCACAACCACCACUUCUCCUAUGUCCUUGGCCAGAUCAUUCUGGGUUCACUGGUGGCUCCAACGAUGUGGCUUUCUGUGGCUUUGCUCAAUGGGACGUUUUAUGAAUGUGCCAUGAGUGGGACAAAGAGUGAAAGACUCCUGGAGUUGAUCUGCAAGGGGAAGCCCAAAGAGUGCUGGGAAGAACUAAACAAAGUAUCUUGUGGUAAAACCAGCAUGACAACCACGGACAAUGAAGAACUGAAACUGGCCUUGCAAGCCCAGUCUCAGCUUCUAGGAUGGUUCCUGAUUUGUCCAGCAUCUUUCUUAUUUCUGCUCCUCACUUGUCCUCAUUGUUGGUGUUAAGUAAGCUACCUUCAACUGAACUUUUGGAAGCUGUCUCAACAGAAGGAGAGGGAGGAGUUGGAAAGUACAUUUGUGAACUAUGCCGUCAAUCUGAGUGACAGAAACCUGGAGUCCUUUUUUGAAAGCAAGAAACCAAAUGUCUCCUACCCGCCUACUUUCGCAGCCUGGGAAGCUGCUUCACAGCUGCAUUCUUUCUACCAAGGCCCACAGUACUACAGCACCCUCCAUAAGGUGGUAGAAGACGGGCUGGACCAUCACCCAGAGGAUGAUGAGACCACUAUGGUUCUUGUGGGCAGUGCCCACAGUGUGUAGCUUGCCCGCCAGAUGUCACCUGCAUGACUCAGUGCAUCCAGGGAGACUCCCAUUCUGACAUCUGCCUACUGCAUCAACAGCAACCUGUGCAUCUCUGGGUUUUCCACAUGUAGCUUUCUUAUAGGACAAUAAACAAAGAGAGCAGCUUUGUAACUCCCAUGCUCAGACAGUGCCAGGAUGUGCUUAAAGAUACCACGUCAUGGGUUAGGGAUGGGCCAAAGGUGCUCUUCCCUCUUUGGGGGUGGGGGUCAGCCCCUUGAAUUCUAUGAUUUUGUGA
Messenger RNA from Condylura cristata (star-nosed mole), 1141 nucleotides. Its product is annotated as protein FAM26E-like. NCBI's taxonomy places the organism in Eukaryota, Metazoa, Chordata, Mammalia, Eulipotyphla, Talpidae. Gene Ontology annotation, molecular function: monoatomic cation channel activity. The record is from RefSeq and is a predicted model, not a curated record.